CCCCAGGCGAGGCCACUCCCCCACCUCCAGCCCCUGUCUGCGCGCCCUGGGCGCACGGAUGUGUGCGCGGAGCCUGGCCGCUGGGUGCAUGCAGCCGCCGACUCUGCCGCGCGCCCCGGCCCGCUCCUACUCUCUGUGAGCCCCUUCAAGGCUCCUCGGGGUCUGCGCACCGAGGGACCCUCAGAAGCUCGCUCAGGUGGCGGGGCGUGCGCAGCCGGGGCCGGGAACGCUCGCGCCGGGAGCAUGGACGGGGCCGGGGAGCGCAGCUUGGUGGAGCCGGACAGCCAGGGCUCGGCUGCCACCGGUGAGGACAUCGAGAUAGUGGUCAACGUGGGGGGCGUGCGGCAGGUGCUGUACGGAGACCUUCUCAGCCAGUAUCCGGAGACCCGGUUGGCGGAGCUCAUUAACUGCCUGGCAGGGGGCUACGACACCAUCUUCUCCCUGUGUGAUGAUUAUGAUCCAGGCAAGCGCGAGUUCUACUUCGACAGGGACCCGGACGCGUUCAAGUGUGUCAUCGAGGUGUACUAUUUCGGGGAGGUGCACAUGAAGAAGGGCAUCUGCCCCAUCUGCUUCAAGAACGAGAUGGAUUUUUGGAAGGUGGACCUCAAGUUCCUCGACGACUGUUGCAAAAGCCACCUGAGUGAGAAACGUGAAGAGCUGGAGGAGAUCGCGCGCCGCGUGCAGCUCAUCCUCGACGACCUGGGUGUGGACGCCGCCGAGGGCCGCUGGCGCCGCUGCCAGAAGUGUGUGUGGAAGUUCCUGGAGAAGCCUGAAUCCUCGUGCCCAGCACGCGUGGUGGCCGUGCUGUCCUUCCUGCUCAUCCUUGUGUCCUCGGUGGUCAUGUGCAUGGGGACCAUCCCGGAGCUGCAGGUGACGGAUGCGGAGGGCAACCGCAUUGAGCACCCGACCCUGGAGAACGUGGAGACGGCGUGCAUCGGUUGGUUCACGCUGGAGUACCUGUUGCGCCUUUUCUCCUCACCCAAUAAGCUGCACUUCGCGCUGUCCUUCAUGAACAUCGUGGAUGUGUUGGCCAUCCUGCCCUUCUACGUCAGCCUCACGCUCACACACCUGGGUGCCCGCAUGAUGGAGCUCACCAAUGUGCAGCAGGCGGUGCAGGCGCUGCGCAUCAUGCGCAUCGCGCGCAUCUUCAAGCUCGCUCGCCACUCCUCGGGGCUGCAGACCCUCACCUACGCUCUCAAGCGCAGCUUCAAGGAGCUGGGGCUGCUGCUCAUGUACCUAGCUGUGGGCAUCUUUGUUUUCUCUGCGCUGGGCUACACCAUGGAACAGAGCCACCCUGAGACCCUGUUCAAGAGCAUCCCCCAGUCCUUCUGGUGGGCCAUCAUCACUAUGACGACAGUGGGCUAUGGUGACAUCUACCCCAAGACCACUCUGGGCAAGCUCAACGCAGCCAUCAGCUUCCUGUGUGGGGUCAUCGCCAUUGCCCUGCCCAUCCACCCCAUCAUCAACAACUUCGUGAGGUACUACAACAAGCAGCGGGUGCUGGAAACCGCGGCCAAGCAUGAGCUGGAGCUCAUGGAACUCAACUCCAUUAGUGCAGGCGAUGGCAAACCGGGCGGCUCCCGCAGUGACCUGGAUACCCUGCCCCCAGAACCCACAGGGAGGGAGGCGCCAAGCUGGGGCAGCAGGCUGAAGCUCUCGCACAGCGACACCUUCAUCCCCCUGCUGACUGAGGAAAAGCACCACAGGACCAGGCUGCAGAGCUGCAAGUGACUGAGGGUACCUGGCCAGGACAGCUGGGCCAUGAGUAGGAACCGUGUGCUGGAGAAGGGCUGCCCAGUGUCCCCAGGCCUCCCCUGAACAGACCCCAGGGGCUCCUCUGCCAAGCAAGGCUGGGUAAGAGGGCGAGGCUGGGAAGGGAGGGUGCAGGGUCACAGGGCAGCGUGGAGCACAUGGAGUGGCCCAGCUGGUGGCAGGGGCUGGUGCCAGCUCUGUCUCUUUGAAUAAAGCCCCCGCUGCGUGCACCCUCUGUGUUGUGGGUUCUGUGUCACCAGGGCUGGCUGUCACCCUGACAGUGGCUCAGCCAUACCCCAGGGCCAGGCUUGGAGGUAGGUGGGCAGGCUGGGUGGAGGGGGAGCUAGUUUUAGUCUGAAGCUAAUUAAAAAGGGGCUCUGAGGUGGGCAGUGCAGAGCCAGUCUCCUGGCCACUUUCCUGGAGGUUCAGCAGGAGACAUCCACUUUCUGGGGUGAGCCUGGCUCCCACCAACCCGUCGGGUUGGAGCGAGAGGGAGAAGCCACAGAGCCCACAGAACAGUGAGGUCACCACUUAAUGGUUACCUGUGUGGGGUGUUUUGCACAACUUUUUGUCCUUUCCAGUGACCUUGCUAGAUAAGUGUCCCAUUUCACAGAUGGAGAUACUGAGGCCCAGGUCUCAGUCCUGAGUCUCUUCUUGGGAUGCUGGUUGCCUUCAGCCACAGGCUCUGUUUGGGCUCAUGAGGGGGCUUCAAGGAGAGGGGUUGAGGGUCCCUGUAACCCAGCCUACCCUUCUUUCCACCCCAGUUCCCAGGGGGAGACAGACAGACCUGAUUUGAGCUCAGGGUGUGAGGACAAGAUUGGAGGUAUAGGAGCUUAAGGGCUUUUCCUAAUGUAUCUCUUCCACUGUUCUGUUAGCUGUGUGGCCUCAGGCCUGUUGACUAGCUUCACUGACUGUCAUGACCUUAGAGAAUGGCAGUUUAGCACAGCAGCUGCCAUUUAGUAAGUGCUCAUUCGAGGGCAGCUGGCUCUUUCUCUGAGCUUGGGAGGAGGUAGCAGCCCUGGCAUCCACCUGAGCUUCCACAGAUCUUGGCUGGAUGGGCCAGAUUCCAGAUAGGAUAUUUUCACUAGCAAGUGGCAGUUGUCAGCUGGGGGGUCUUUGGAGGUGGAGGUCUUGGGGGAGGGCAGGGGUUAUCUCUGUGUGCUCCCUGGACUGUAGAUGGACAGAAACCAUGGCAGGUGUAGGAUGUCUGCACUCUUCCCGCUGUCUGGGGGGACUCUGAGCUCCUGUCACCUCUGUCUAUCCAGGAUAGGGCUGGAUUCUCUGGUCAUCAGAGGAGAGGUGAAGGCUUGGCAAAUGGGAACACAGCAGGAAGGGGGGCUCUGGGCUUUGGGGGUGCUGCUGCUGAAUGGGUGGGUACUUUUCUUUGUCCCCUUGGUCCUUAGAGCCCCUGGGAGCUGCCUGUGCUGGCCUGAGGGCUUGCAAAGAGAAGCCUCAGACAGGCAGGACAGGGAGGCUGGCAUCUGGGAUCUCACUUCUGGCUCCACAGCCAUCUUGAAGUUUGGAAACUGAGUCCCAGGAGGGAAGCCAUUGGUGUGAGAUCCCCCUGGGUUAGGAUUAGAUAGGACCCCAUCCUAGAGCUCAGUGGGGACAAAUGAGCCUUACAGAGCAAAUGGAGGAGCGACUGGGGGCUCUGGAGGUGGAGGGGCAGCGCUUGGUCUCUGGCAUCUUUCUGAAGUUCUAGCACUUAAACUUGGUUGUGCAUGAGAAGCCCCAGGGCAGCUUGGAGAACUCCUAGCAAUAGGUUGUGCCCCAUUCCUAUUAAAUUAGAAUCCCUGGGGCUGACACUAAGUGUAUACCCCGCAUUUUUGUUUUUACCUUUUAAGUGCACAUGAGUCACUGGAGUUCUGGUUAAAAUGUAGAUUUUGAAUCUAUGGAGUGGGGGGUGCCUUGUCAUUUUCCCUUCCCAGCAAGUGCUCCUGAGGGGCUGGCACUAGGUCGAGGAUGCCGAGGAGGAGUGGACAAGCUCCGGGUCCAAGGGCCACACUUGUCCCCCUUACCCCAACCUUCUGUCCAUCCCAUGAAUUAAGAGUGGUCUUUAUAUUUUUUAAUGGGUAGAAAAAUCUCAAAAAAAGAAUAACAUUUUGUGACCAGAAAAAAGUACGUAAAAUGCAAAUUUCUGUGUCUGCAAUAAAGUCUUGUUGGAAUAGA
Octodon degus (degu) is the source of this 3921-nucleotide messenger RNA. It is a transcript of the gene Kcnf1, whose product is annotated as potassium voltage-gated channel modifier subfamily F member 1. NCBI's taxonomy places the organism in Eukaryota, Metazoa, Chordata, Mammalia, Rodentia, Octodontidae. Gene Ontology annotation, cellular component: voltage-gated potassium channel complex; membrane. Bases 244 to 1731 code for a protein of 495 amino acids. Gene Ontology annotation, biological process: potassium ion transmembrane transport; protein homooligomerization. Gene Ontology annotation, molecular function: voltage-gated potassium channel activity. The record is from RefSeq and is a predicted model, not a curated record. The transcript has a single exon.